GCGAAUUGGCCGCAUCCGCUGCAGAACGAAAACGGCGAAACCCCGUCCAUCCGCCUUCGCCUCGAAUAACCAGCUUAGGAUCCUUAUUUAACGUCGCCUGUCCGCUCAUCUCCUCAGGCUUCGCUUCUCCUUCGACUAUGGUGCAAGACGCCGGUCACCCCAGGGAUUCCUUCCCCUCUCGGCCAGCCUACUGGCCACCCCAGGAGAGGUUUCCUAUGGAGCCGAUACCCGAUGAGAGUCGUUUCACAGACUCGCCAGACGUGCGGCGACCACCCGUGGCUAUUGAUAAAGCUCUACGAGAGUACUGCAACAUCUCGGCUGAGUUUUACGUGCUCAUAUCCUUCAUCGAUGGGAAGCCCCAUAUCUUCACGGCGCCGAAUAGCAUAGCCACCUUUGAUAUAAAGAGGUUUUUGAACAUGAACGCCCUCACCCGCGAACUGCAGCGCUCACGGUCUAGUAAGCUCUCGAAAACUCGGGUUAGAGCCCGUGGCAUGAGUUUCACUAAAACCUCUGUGAUCUAGUUUCCAACCCAACAUAUGGUGAGCCAGAGUAUGGCUAUGACUCAGAGAUGAGCCGGUACCCUCUGGAGCCGGGGAGGCGAUGGACCCAGGAUCGGAGGUACGGCCA
Messenger RNA from Durotheca rogersii, 627 nucleotides. RefSeq lists its product as uncharacterized. Bases 138 to 521 code for a protein of 127 amino acids. The transcript is spliced from 2 exons. The record is from RefSeq and is a predicted model, not a curated record. Lineage: Eukaryota; Fungi; Ascomycota; Sordariomycetes; Xylariales; Xylariaceae.